Messenger RNA from Cooperia oncophora, 594 nucleotides. Lineage: Eukaryota; Metazoa; Nematoda; Chromadorea; Rhabditida; Trichostrongylidae. The record is from the annotation of a GenBank genome assembly.
AUGCGAUGGGCUGUUGUUUGUUCCGUCCCCGAUGAACGAAUAAUCAACACACUUAGCGAAUUCGCUACGUGGUUCCUCGAGGAGGUCACUGUUGUUGCGGGCAGAAUGAAUAUCUAUGCAAGAUUUGAAAAAAGGCCUAAAGUCGUACAACACGUUCCCGUCGGGGACUAUGAUGCCUGCGCUACUGCCUAUGAAACCAUCAGAAAGGGAGUACUACUCGAAAACGCUUUGGACAGAUUCGCCAGCGUCGCCAAGUUGGGAAAUGAUGCUAGCGAAGUGUUCGCUAAUGUUGCACAGUGGAUUGCGAGAGCUACCAGCAAACUUUGUCUCGAUAAAGACCCGUUUUUCAUGACUAUUGCAAUGAGUUCAAUCAUCUCGUCCAUGUUGCUGCCGCUGAUGAAAGAAGAAAUGCGUUUGGCACCGUGGAUAGCGAUGGAUCUGCGGCAGGAAGUCGAACCUGUCAAGGUUGGCCUUUUUUCCAUUGGAACUAUUCGAAGGGAAAUUUUUGGCUUUAAAGUGUUCACUGUUUUCUUUUCUCAAUGGACUCAGGUGUUGCCCAUUUUUCCGGAUUCCUUAUUGAUGUGGUUUUUUUGA